GAAUCUCUACCCAGAUCUGAGUAGUGACACGUGACAGUAUGGAUUUUCUGUGCUCGUUUCUCAGACGUCAUUUGGCGGGGAAAUGGCCAGUGGUAGCGUCGCCAAAUGUCGGCUGUUAUCUCAGUCUAGGUAAAAGUCCAUAUUUCUUUAAUGGCCUUAAGUCGGCUGCUGCUCUAAUUGUUCAUCCUAACGAUUGGUUGAAUCUAAAAAGUAGAUCUUUUCUAAAUUGGCUCUUCUUAGCUAUUAUCUAUCAGACAAUUAUAAAAACGUCGGAAUUCUUCUCAAACGUUGAGCAGUUUAUAAGACAGUCCAAGACUUUGCCCUUUCAUCAUAAUAAUAAUAAUAAUAACAAUCUUUUAAUAGGAUGCUCCAUCACAAGAGUGGUUUACAUAGAGGUCCUAAUUACGAGAUGUAUAUUAUAUAAUACAAUUAAAAUAUAAAAAGGUUAAGCUAAAAUCGAUAUAUAUGAUACAAAAAAAAAAAAAAAAAAAAAAAAAAAAAUCAAGCUAAAAUCGAGUUACAGAAAUAAUUAAAACAUACACACUACAAGUACUCAAUUAUAAAAAAAAAAAAAAAAACACUUCUUAAAAAUUUGAAAACUUGCUGAGUUUCUUACAGUUCUCUCUAAUUCAUUAAAGUCUUUGAAACAGUGGUACCGCGAACGUUGUUUUCCCCAAUUAUAUUUAAUUUUGGGGAGCUUGAUAGUAUCGUUAUUGCGCGUAUUGUAGGAAUGUAUAUCACUCUUUCUUACAAUGUCCAAAGAAUGAUUAAGUUGGCCAUUAAUACACUUGUAUGCAUAUAUACAUCGAUGACAUUUCCUACGUUCUUCAAGAUUCAGCCAUCUCAAGACAAUCAAUGCAUCGGUGGAUGAGGAGUGAGGUGAUCUAUCUAAUAUCAACUUAGCUGCUUUGUUUUGGAGAAUUUGCAAUUCCUUCAUAAGUGAGACAUUGUCCUUGUCACCCCAGACUAAAUCAGCAUAAUCAAAAAUAGGUAGCACUAAGCUAUUAUAAAAAAAAGUAACCGGGCAUCAUAAGGUAAAUAAUACUUAAUCCUACGUAGAAGACCAAGGUUUUUAUUAACCUUACAUGAAAUAUACUCAAUAUGGUCGGACCAUGUGAAAGUUGAAGACAACAUAACUCCCAAAUAUUUAAAACUACUUACAGAAUUUAUAUCAGUGUCAAAAAUAGAUAACGUGAAAGAGGAAAUACCAACAAGUUUCCUAUUACUGCCUAUAAUCAUGGAUUUCGUCUUAGUAAGAUUUAAAGUUAACUUAUUUCCAUGUAACCACUGGGCAACUUUCAAGAGAUCAUCAUUCAGUGCCUCUUCUAACAGGUGUGGCUCUUUAGCAAAGUAGUACAGGACCGUGUCAUCAGCAUACAAAGUCACUUCGCAAUUCUUUAUAACCAGCGGAAGGUCAUUAAUAUAAACCAAGAAGAGAAGCGGUCCUAGAAUGCUCCCCUGUGGCACCCCAAAGGUCAUCGGGAGAGGGUCAGACACAGCAUCGCUACAGGCAGUCCGCUGUUUACGAUGAUUCAGGUAAGACUUGAACCACUGUAGAGUGCUGGGCGAGACAUCGAUAGCCGACAAUUUAGAUAGCAAGAUCGUAUGGUCAACGGUAUCGAAUGCCUUGGUCAGAUCUAGGAACACUGCACCGCACAGUUCUCCACUCUCCAUAUGCAAUAGGACCUCAUCUGCAAAACUGGUGAGAGCCGAUGUUGUAGACAGUUUGGGACGGAAGCCAAAUUGUUUGCUUGAAAGGAAAUUAUUUGAAUUCAGAAAGUCAUAGAAUUGGGAAUGGACGACUUUUUCCAGAAUUUUACUCAUUGUUGGCAGAAUAGAAAUUGGGCGAUAAUUUGACGCAUCUCUCCUAUCUCCAGUUUUGAAAAGUGCAGCCACUUUCGAGCAUUUCCAUAUUUCAGGAAAAUUGCCAGUGCGAAUAGAGAGAUUCAGUAACUUGGUGAUCGAGGGACAAAUAGCACGCGCGCCACACUUUAAAAAGUCUCGCACUGAUGUUGUCCAAGCCAAUAGCUUUAUUUGUCUUUAGAGAAAGCAGAUGCUUGAGUACUGUUUUCUCAUCAACUUCGUCAAGCGAGAAAGACUGUAGCAUCGUGGCCGAUCUGACUGGGAACAUAGCAGCAGCUGAUAUUUUAUUUGCAAGACUUCUGCCAAUGGAUGAGAAAUAACAGUUGAGCACGGAUGCAAUAGAGGCUGGGGUGGUGUGUUCAACACCAUCAACUACGAUACAUUGUGGGCUCGAGGAUUUAGUCUUGCGCGAAGACACCUCAUUCACCGCCUUCCAGAUCUUUCCUGAAUCCCUUUAGCCUCUAAAAUCAAGUCACAAUAAUACUUGGAUUUUGCUGCCUUGACUUCACGAUUGACCCUAUUUCUUAACUUUCUAUAGCGAGCCCAGUGAAAAGCAGAAUUGGUUUUCACGGCUUUACGAUGGUGAAAAUCACGAUCCUUCAUCACCUCACUGAUUGUAUCAUUCAACCACGGGAGCAGAACACCUCGUAUUCUUCGCCUUUUCACGGGCGCAUGCAGGUCAGCUAUUUCAGAAAACAAGUGAUUCCAAAUAAACACGGCGUCGUCGAUGUCUUCCUCGUUUUCAAUGAUGUGCCAUGGGACGUUAUUCAAGUCCGCUAGGAAGGUGUUCGCAUCAAAGUUUUUAUAAGAGCGGUAUUCAAUUGUCUUCGGUGGUGCCUUAAUUACACCUGCUUUUAAAACACAAUAGACGAGGUAGUGAUCACUCAGCGAAACAGGAACAACACCGGAGUCAUUGAUGCGGUGAUCAUUGUUCACUAAAAUCACGUCAAGCAAGGAUUGACAGGUUUCCGUCACUCGGGUGAUGCUUCAUAGACCAGUAAAAAUGAAGAUUGUAUCUUUAAUCGUGUCGUCUGGUCUUUAAAAGUAACAUGGUUAAGUUUAAUUCAGGUGUGAUUAUCCUAGUAGAGUUCUUGG
Messenger RNA from Porites lobata, 2958 nucleotides. The record is from the annotation of a GenBank genome assembly. Lineage: Eukaryota; Metazoa; Cnidaria; Anthozoa; Scleractinia; Poritidae.